UCAUUUAUUUUUUGUUCAAGUUCAAUUGGCAUUCAACCAUACACUAAUACAGCCAAAUGAAACAGCGUUCUUCCAGGGCCAACACGCAAAACACAGUACCAACUGUAUACUGUACAGAAGAAAGAACAUAUUUGACACCAGUAAAAUAAAGUCACACUAAAAAAAUAUAGCCCAAGUCCCUGAGUGACAUGAUCUCUAAAUUAAUGGUUCAUGGGUGUUAACUGCUUCUUCUUGCUGAUCCCAGCAGUCUAUAGACAAAUGUACACAUGCACUCCAACUUGUCACUCCACCAGUCGAACACUGUAGGGCAGCACUGAUGGAAGAGGUCAGCCCCCAAUGCAGCAUAGACACUGCUCUACAUCACCUCCAGCUUCUUCUCUCCUGGACUGCUGCAACAGGCAAGCUCAUGGCUUAAGCCCUAGCCCUUGCUAUGACUGAGGCAAUGAAUGCAGCUUCCCCACCAUCUGGAAAUAGACUUGCAUUGUUUUACAUGAUCAAUGUUCAACAGGGUCUGUGAUUGCAAGUGAACUGUCCAAGACAAUCAUUUGCAGUUAGACGUCACACCACCUUUGUGCACCAAAUGCAAUGUCAUUCUGUGCAAGGCAGUAACAGUUCACACCCAAUCCCGCUCCAGUUCAAGGUUAAUGUCAUUCAAAAAUACAUGAAUACAGCCAAACAAAACAGCAUUAUUCCAGGGUGCAAAAUACGGUACCGACAGUCACACACAGCACAAGACACAUAAUGCUUACGUGAGAAUAAGCAUUUGGCACAGACUAGAAGGGCCGAGAUGGCCUGUUUCCAUGCUGUAAUUGUUAUAUGGUUAUAAAGGACAGCAAGCACAAAAGAGAUCAGUAAAACAUAGACCAAUGCCCUGAGUCAAUAAAUGUUGCAGCAGUCUGCAGUCAAAUACAAGUUUGUCUUCUGCCAGGCAAACACUGGGGGCAACACCAACUCCAGCUUGGAUACUGCACCACACCACCUCCAGUGGAGCACAUUGACUCUUGACUUUUCUUCUCCUGGGCAACUGUAAACAGACACUUGCUUGAGACCUAGUCCUUGCUAUGACUGAGGCCACACAGUUUUGCCACUGUUCACCCAUGUUGUCUGCCAAUAAAUCAGUGAAUCAGCCUUGAAGCAUUAACAUUGUCCAAAGGGUGUUGCAAUCACCAGAAAAGUGACUAAGACAAUCCCUCACUGUUAGGAUUGCCCACCACCCUCACACAGACUCCUCCAACACCUCUGAUGUAAGCACAGAUCAUGCUACUGCCAAGUCCAGUUCCUUCAGUUCCUCCGCCAAAGAGCAGCUCGCAGAUGGAGUACUCCUGCAAUACCCUAAGUUGUUAAUGUUCAACGUUGUCCUGUGAUCGUAAAGAGACAAAAUCGCCUUUGGUUAGCUCCCAAGUGGCUGCUGCGUCUGAACGCGCCACCAUCUUACUGGAAUUUUGCUCUUCCUGUGUAUCAUAAUUAACUCAAAGCAUAUUUUUAGUCGUACAUUCCUAAUCUAAUGCAAGCUAUUCAGUAUUAUCUUGGUUUGUCUUAAGUUUUUAUUUGAGUCCCUGAAGCAGGACAGCAGCAAACCGAGAACUGAAGAGGUAGCAGACCAGAGUGCUAUUGCGCAGGCGCCUUGGGGAGGCGCGGCUGCAGGCUGCGCCUGCGCGGUGAGUCAGUCGGCUGGAAUUUGAAGCACGACGCGGGCGGCGCGCGGCGGAGGUUCGCGUCUGGUCCGUUACCUUCGGCUCGUCGCCUCCCAGCAGCUAUGGCCGGGUGCGAGCCCGUCGAGGAGCUGCGAGAAGACGCCCUGGUCGAUUUCUUGGUGAGGAAUGGUGGCCGCGUGAAGAACAAGGAGCUAGUGCAGCGGUAUAAAGGGUUUAUCAAUGCCCCCGAUCCGCAGCAAAAAUCUAAAUAUCGUGAUAUCUUUAAAGAUAUUAUCAACAAGAUUGCAGUGGUAAAACAGGAAGAUGGUGAAAAAUAUAUUAUUCUUAAAAAGAAGUAUCAGCAUCUUAUGCAACCAAGUAGUAGCAACAGCUCAGAAGAGAAAGUCAUUUUGAAUACACCUGUGCAGGCAUCAUUUGAACAAAUACCGGAAAAGGUCCAACCUGUGAAUUUUGGGGAAGUAAAGCAACCAAGCUCUUUCUCUGAUGUUCAGCGUUCUAUGCAAAUAUCACAAAGUGAAGCAUCAGAAAUCAGGGAGCUUUCCAGUACUGUAUUUACCACACCAGCGAAGGUGAAUGCAUGUGAGUGGAUCGCAGAAGAUUUACAAACAUUACACACAAUACCUAAAUCUCCUUUGGAAGUAACUAGUGAUUGCCAGGGAAAUCCCAGACUUUGCUGCAGCGAAGCAGCUGAAGAAAAGCAAGAUGAAAAGUUAUAUGCUGCUUCUGAAAGUAAUGCAGAAAAUCCAAUGAAUAUUGAAAUAAAGGUAGAAGCAGCUCAGGAGGAAGAAUUUGACUCUGUGUUCAAGGAUGAUUUGGAACAAAACGGACUUGAGGAUGGCAGUGGAAGUAUGGGAUCACCUUCUGUUGCUUUGGAUCCUUUAGAGAAGGAAUGGCUGAAGUUUGCUGCCAUUGGACAUUUAACUGCUUUGUGUGAUCUUCUCAGGCAGGAUCCAUCUCUGGCAAUGAAAAAGACUGCUUUACACUGGGCAGCUAAACAUGGUAAAGAAAACAUGGCACGGAUGUUAAUAAAUGCAGGAGUGGAUAUUAAUCUCAGAGCUGCAAUAAAUUUAGACAAUAAGUUAAUCUGCAUGUGACAACAUUAAUACAGAUGCCUGGCUGCUGGCAACUAUUGGAGAAGGCUCUCCACAUCAAAGACCUCCUGUACGCCUCUCCACGUCACCAUCUGAAGAUCUGCCAACGAUAUCAUCGGCAAAUUUAUAGAUGGCAUUUGAGCUGUGCCUAACCACAUGGUUGUGAUUGUAAAGAGAUUAGAGCAGUAGGCUAACCACACAUCCUUAAGACACACCAGUGUUGAUUGUCAGCUAAGAGGAGAUGUUACUUCUGAUCUGCACUGUCUGUGGUCUCCAAAUGAGGAAGUCAAGAAUCCAGAUGUAGAGGAAGGGACAGAGUCCCAGAUUUUGCAACUUGUUGAUCAAUACUGAUGCUGUUGAUCACUGAGCUGUAAUCUAUAAACAGCAUCGUGUCAUAGGUACUUCUGUUGUCCUGGUGAUCCAAGGCCCAGGGGAGACACAGCAAGAUUGCAUCUGAUAUAGACCUAUUGUGUAGAUGGACAAAUUUUUAAACUUUUUUAUUUAUUGAGCUACAGCGCAGAAAGGGCCUUUCCGCCUUUCAAGUUACACCGCCAGCAAGCCCCUGAUUUAAUCCUAGUCUAAUCACGAGACAAUUUAAAAUGAUCAAUUAACUUACUGAACUGGUAUGUCUUUGGACUAUGGGAGGAAUCCUGGGCAUCCAGAGGAACCCCACUUGUCACAAGGAGAACUUACAAACUACGUGCAGUGGAGGGAAUUGAGCCUGGGUCACCUGUACUGUAAUGUUUUGUGCUAACCAUUACGCUAGCAUGCAGAAAGUCCAGGCCCUUUCUUAGGCAGGAGUUGAUUUUGUCAAUGACCAACCUGACAAAGCACUUCACCACAGUAGAUGUGAAUACAACUGGGCAAUAGUAGUUGAGGCAGUUCAUCCUGCUCUUCUUGGGAACUGGUAUGAUUGUUGCCCUUUUGAAGUAGGUGGUAACCUCUGACUGCAGCAGUGAGAGGUUGAAUCUGUCCUUGAACACUCCUGCCAGUUGGUUGACACAGGCUUUCAAUGCUCUAAUAAGUACAUCAUCAGGGCUUCACACCUUGCAAGGGUUCACCUUCAUGAAAGAUGUUCUGACAUUGGCCCCUGAGGUGGAGAUCACAAGUCACCAAAUACUGCAGGGAUUCGAACAGGUGUAGUUUUAUUCUCCUGCUCAAAGCAUGCGUAAAAGGCGUUGAGCUCAUCUGAGAGGGAGGCUGAUGUACAUCCAAUUUUGUCUUUAAUUUCAAUCAGAAUUGUCUUGUUUGGUCUUAAUAUAGCCUUCUUAGGUUACAUCUGGAUUUCUUGUGUAAUUCUGGAUCACCAGACUUAAAUGCUACAGAUCUAGUCCUCAGCAGUCUACAAAUCUCCAGGUUCAUCCACGACUUUUGGUUUGGGUAUGUUCGGUAUGUUCUCGAAGGCACACACUGAUCCACACACGUCUUGAUGAAAUCUGUGACAACUGUGGCGUAUUCAUUCAGAUUCGAAGAUAAAUCCCUGAAUAUUGUCCGGUCCACUAACUCAAAGCAGUCCUGUAAGUGCUCCUCCGCUCCCUUGAUCAUACCUUCUUGGUCCUCAUCAAUGGUGCCAUCGCUUUUAAGCCUCUAUCUUUCUGCCAGGAGUAAAAGUACAGCCUGGUGAUCUGACCUUCUGAAGUGCUGGUGUGGGAUGGCACAAUAAGCAUUCUUGAUAGUGAUAUACACAGUGGUCAAGUGUGUUUGCUCCUCUGGUUCUUCAGAUGAUAUAUUGGUGGCAGUUUUCAGAGACCUCUUCAAGCUGACCUGGUUGAAAUCCCAUGCAAUGAUAGGGAAGACAUCAGGUUGCGCUGUUUUGUGACUGCUGAUCACAGUACUCGGCUCCUCCAGUGGCAGAAAACUCCCACAACAGAUAAAAUGGACAGUACUUGACUGCCAGAUGUUCCAGGUCAGGUGAGCAAGACUGAGACAGAACUGUCAUGUCUACGCACCGUGGUAAGUUAAUCAUGAAACAUAUUCCACCUCCUCUGCCUUUUAAAAGAAUCAUCUGACCUGUCUUUAUGGUGAAUGAUGAAGCCCUCACCUGCAGCACUGUGUCCAAAAUGGCGGGGGUGAGCCAUGUUUCUUUGAAGCAAAGUGCACAGCAGUCCCUGAUGUCUCUCAGUAUUACUGCAGUCUUGCUCUGAGGGCUUAAAUUUUAUUUAAAUGCACCGGAGACAGUGCAUUUGCCAACAGGUUAGUCAAGAAUGGGGGGGAGGGUUUCUAAAAUCUCUGUGUUUCAAUUGUAAUCUGCAAACCAGUCUGCAUUUCUCGCUUCCUUUUUUCUUAAAGGGGAACAGCACUUGCGACCUGGGUCUGCUGAUUCUGAGGAUCAAUAGAUAAUCUUAAACAUCUUAAAACAAUGUUGUUUACUGCAAUACCCAUGGCAAUGGAUCUCAGCUGUUGUAGUCCUAAUCGGGGAUACUUGAAUAUUCCCAUUGGAGCUGUAUGCAAAGAGUCAUCACAUUGGCGCCAUCUUGUUAACAUAUAACUUUGUCGCAAUUGUGAUGGAUUGGAGUCACUGAAUGUGGCUUCAUAAGGCUGUAAACUAGUUUAUAAUGUAUUGUAUAAAAUUACAUAUUUACUCACACUGGUGUCCUUACAAUAAUUUGAAAUAUAUUUCAAAUUACAAUCCUACUUAACCUGUUUCAUUAAAAUAGCAUUACAAUAUAUUCCUUACAUGGCAUGAUUAUUUACAUUAUAUAUAAUUACACAAUUAUGUAAAUGAUUAAAAUGAAUGCCACAUGUUCUGAAGCACAAAUAAAUUAACUGAGAAAAGUUGUCACUUGUAGAACAUACAAUCAUGAACCGGCCUGUGCACUUGCAGACAGUAGAGAAUAGACUUGACACAGGAGCAUAAAGGCAGAAAUGGAAGUGGAAGAAGGUUAACCAAUGUACAAAGCUAAUUGUAGAGGUCAUUAUUGAGUGGGUAGCAUGUCAUAGUCUGGAUUAAUAUACAAGUCCUUUGGGCAUUGAGUAACAGUCCAUAUGACAGGCAGCUGGAGGAAGAGAAUGGACAAGGCAAAGAAUUCAUACUUGGCCAAUUAGGCAGGUGUGGAAAAAUGGUUGAGUGGAAAAAAAAUAAUUGGAGUUAAAACCAUGAUAAGCCUAUGUGAUAAGUGAUGAAAGUACCAUUUUAAAACAUUAUAUAGUAAUAUACACCACUAUGGAAUCAUCAAAAUGAUAGAAAAGCUGCUUAAUUUCAUUUGCAUUAAAUAUAAGUGCACACUUCCACAAAAAUUGUACCAGACUACAAUAAUGGUGCAUGGGAAAUGGCUUUGAUCACUUAAAAUUUUAUCUGUUGUAUCUCAUUGUUCCAAUAUGCUUAUACAAAAAUGUAAUAGCUGAUGUAUUGUUGUUUGAAAUAUUCUAGGGAAUAAAAUGAACCUACGAGUUAAUUUCAAGAAACAAUAGCUUAUGACACUGUUCCACAAUGUACAAUUAAAGUUGCUGAGAAUAAAAGAUAAAGUUAUUUCCUCAAAACAGUUUAUUAAAGUUCUUGUUCCCUGGCCAGGGAGGAGAAAAAUACAGCAUCAAAAUUUCAAUGAAACUUAGUGAAGGAUAUAUAAUACAUAGGAUAUUUGUAAAUACCAAGAAAUUGGAAAUAAGGAGUGAGCUAAAAGCUCAUUUUAUUUAAGAUAUAGAAAAGGAGUUUCCAUUUGGAAUGUUUGAAUAUUAAGAGUAUGAUUAGCUGUUAAUUUUUCCUUAAUUCCUCGAUUUUCUUUCUACCAAGUUAUGGCUGACUGUGUGGUUUGAAACACUGCCUUUUGCUUUAUGGCUGCUUUGCAUGUUUCAGUAAGGCAAACUUGAGUGCCGUAGUAUUCUCAGUAGUGUACUGAAGGAGGCUGAUUAGUUAGUUCAACUGUGGCCACUUUCAAAGGGGCAUUAACAGCUGACCCAGAUUGAACAACAUGUUGUAUAUUGAACUAUUGAAUAAGUGUAACAUACAGAUCUAAUUUUUUGACCUAGGAUAUCCAAACCUCCUUUUGUUGUUUCAAUUUACCAUGUACUGUAAAUUAUUAAUGAAGUUAAGUGUAUAACUUUUUGUUUCCUUUUUCACUGCUUUCUGCCAUCUGAUGGAUAAACAAAGCAUGUAAGUUCAUGUUGUUUAAUACUGUUGUUUUGAGCAACUAUGACCUGUUGAGUGAAAAGCAAAUUUGAGGAUUCAGCACAAAGGCAAAUAAAUAACCACUAGAUGUUUGAGUGCAACUUUUCAUAGUUUAGUUAAUUCCAAAUCUAAAUCUCUUAAACUUGUGUUAUUGAAAGAAGUACUUACAUAUUUCCUCACCAGUUAUCUCUGACAGUUUUAUCCUUCCCCUUGUUGAAAGUAUUGGCUCCUUAUUGACCAUGAUUUUAUUGCCAUGGUCCAUAUUUACAGUCUGCCCUCCUUAUCUGCGGAUUCUGCAAACGCAGAUUCAACCAUCCACAGAUCAGGAAAACCCGGAAGUUCUCUCCAGCACUCGAUCUUUGAACAUGUACAGAUUAUUUUUUUUUGUCAUUAUUCCCUAAACAAUACAGUAUAACAACUAUUUGCAUAGCAUUUACAUUGUAUUAGGUAUUGUAAGUGUUAUGUACCCCAUCACUAGGUCACUUACCAGCAAAGAUAGAGAGGUCUGUUGAAGUCUGAUGGUAUUAUUUUUAAAAGUCUUUAUUUAUAAAGGGGCACAAAAAUAAGAUUAAUACAAACAUUCAGAUAAUAUACAUCGUCACUACUCAAUCUAAAAGCGCGGGUCUAAUAAUAACCAUCAAUAAGAAACAGCUCGAUCGUUUGUCUAGGGGAUAAUAUAUUGUCCGAUGGAAAUAUAAAAGUCACUCAGUUCCUGCAGGCUUCAGCCUUUUGGGACCGCUGGGUUUUCACUUGUUGGAGAGAGAGAGAUUUGUGAGAAAAGAAACUUGCCCGGGUCUUUUAUGAAGCAAAUCCGUUGAAUCGGGGAAGUUUGUUCCCCGUUGUUAGUUCAAGAACAUUGGUUCUGUGGUACCUGCCACCGGCUCCCAAGCAAAGGGGAACCGAACGCACGUGGCUUCCUUCAAAUUGCUUCCCGCUACUACGGGAUCGUUAGCGUUUCUUCUGGUGCGUCUGAAGGGGUUGUUCCCCCAGACCCUCUUUUAUACCUCCUCACGGGGUCUCAGAUGUCAAUCGGGUUGGGAUGAUGUAAUCUCUCUCUCAACCAGCCCACUUUGCCCGAGGGCUUGCACGUAGCAUAGUCCCCAAUCCACAAACGUGGUCUCCAGGAGACAAUGGUCAAUGUCGCAUUAAUUUGCAUCACCGGGGAACGAGGCAUCCGGCACGUCUCUCUCCCAUUUCCUGGGUCUACUGACCCCCCCCCCCUCCAACUAGUGCUCUUGCGAUUCUCACAAAGGAGGGGGCUGCGGACAUAACAUAAGUAAUCUAGAGAUGACUCAGAAGUACAGGCAGUCCCCAGAUUAUGAAUGAAUUCCGUUCCUGAGUCCGUCUUUAAGUCGGAUUUGAAGAUGGAACAGGUACAUGCGGUAUUAUUUAGUGUCAGUUAGUCAAACGUUUUUCUUAGUAUAUAGACAAUAGACAAUAGUACAUAUUUUACCUUUCUAUGCAUAUAAAACACUUGAGAAACAUACGUAGUUCAAUAAUUAAACCACUGCGUUGCUUAGUAAUAGUUGUAGCUUUCAUCGAAGCAGGGCCUUUCACAUGCUCUAUUAAAGUUGUUCCGAUCGUUGACCGACUGUAGCCUAACACUUUUCCAAUGACCGAUAGUGUUUCACCUCUUUCCGAUCGCUUUAUUACUUCCACCUUAUUUUCAAUUGUGUUUGUGAUUAUUUUCAUGAAUAGAAACACUGUGGAUUCAGAGCUACAUCGCCGGGUCCUAAUGUCCACCGCACUGAGACAUGUUAAAUAAAGUACUGGGUUCUCCUUGGUCCUAAAGACCACCGCACUGAGACAGGUUAAAUAAGGGACUUGAGUAUCCACAUUUUUUGGUAUCUGGGGGGGUGGGGGGGGGUUCUCGGAACCAAUCCCCUGUGGAUAAGGAGGGCCGACUGUAUUAAUUUAACUUUCAUUUAAAAUGAUGUUUUUGGCAGUAUUGAAUGGAAAAACCUUGCUGACCACCUGUUUAUAUAAGGUCUACUUCUACAUGGAAUGAAGUGAUUAAUUUUGUUUUUGACUCUUCACAAAUCGAGGCCUUUGUAGCAUCCAACUGCAAUCUCUAUACUGCUUAGUUCUUAGUAUAGUUUUACUCCUGGCAGUGGUUGUUGUACUGAUUAUCAUUUACACAAAGGUAAUUACUUACCAAAUUAGGAAUUUAACAAGUGUGAAAUAUAAACUUGACUUUUAUUAUGUUAGUUUUCAAACCAAACAUUGAAUCAUCAUUUUGAUAUUCUUGAGUAAAGAUUGAUGUUGCACCAUAAGUCAAAAUUAAUAUCAAAAUUCAAAGUUGGCUGAAAUAUUUAAGUUCAAGCAAUUUUAUAUUUUAAGGAGACAAUUACAAUAUAAAAAGAAAGAUUUUGUGUUUUAAAAUCUUAUAGUGUUACAAUGCCACCAUUACAAAUUACAAUUUCCUGGUUACUGCCAGUUACUUUUAAUAUUUCUCCUCUGGUAAUGUUCUAGUCCAUUUUUUGAAGAAUGAAUAGACUUUAACAUCAGACUCCCUCAUCAUAAUCUAGUCAGAUGAAGAAGGGUCCUGUUUUCAGUCCUCAACAGUCACCACUUCAGUGCAACCUACUUGGGCACAGAGCCUCUUGCAAUAAAAUUGAUUUAAUUUGCCCCAAAAUACCCAUGAAAGCUUUUGUGUCUGAUUCUGCUUUGCACCCAGCUAUACUGACUUUAAAAGCUGCAGUAUAUAUGUAAUGAUUUGUAACAAAAGAUAUUUAAAGGUUAAUGUAAAUUUACAAUUUCAAAUCAUCUAUAAAUCAUAUUUUUUUAAAAACUUAAAAAUAAUUGGGGACAAUAUUUUUUGGAUUCUGCAACAGGCCCUGGUGCAAGGGUUGAUUUGGAACUCACAAAUAUAAUGCUGAAAUACAUCAAGUCUGAACCGCUGGACUCCAAGUGGCAAAGCUAAUUUGUCAGUUGUAACAUCAGUCAGUAAGUUUGAGACUUAAAUGCAGGUCCAUGAUUUGCUGCAGUUUGAACAGCUGAAUGCUGAUGGUUUUGUUUAGAGCCAUCAGACUUAAGCAGAGCAAUCUAGCCUUGUAUGGCGGUUUGACAUCAUGGACAGGUUUUAUUCUAGGUCCUCACUAUUCUACAUGAUUGUUUUUUUAAAUGGUGUUUUCUUGUUAAAAUCACUACAACUAGUUACUUUGAUUAUAGCAUGUGUACUAUUUCUUCACCAUCACUAGUCAGUAAUAUUUGAAAAAGAUUGAAGAUUAAGUGUAAAUGAGAACCAUCAGUACAGUAGGAAUUAUUCUGAUGGGUAUGAGGAAUGAGACUGGGGUGUGGGAGAGGAAAAUGAUUAAUUGUUGUUAAUUCAAUCCUUAAGUAAAUGGCUCCUUUUAUCAAACUUAUUUUUUUCUUCCCUGCUUUCGGUGACUGUCUCAUCAUCUGCUUCCACUACAGGGCGGGUACACUCCAUUGCACAUAGCAGCUCUCCAUUCCCACCUAGACAUCGUGGAUCUUCUAGUUCAUAACUAUGGAGCAAAAACAAACGUACGGGAUUAUAGUGGACGAUUUGCGUCUCACUAUCUAAAGGACAAUGAUGACUCUACUGAUGGCUCUAAUGUGUCUUCAAAUUUCCAGCAGUGUCGGGGAGAGCGGCGGAACCGGAAGCUUGCUGGACUCUUCCUGCCGAAGAGUCAUGGAAGCAGUAAAAAGAAUUGGAGUUCAGUAGAGAACUUGACAACUGAUGACAAAGAUAGUUCGAUAUUCCUAUCUGUACCGACGUCGUACAAAGCUGUUCGCAAGUUCUCCAGAUAGGACACUUAAAUAAGGAAGAAAUUGUAAUUUGGAUAAGUUACAGCCUUUUGUUUUAAGCAAGCUGCAAGCAUAUAGUUUUUAAGGGGAAUCUUCCUUACUUAUUAUUUUAAACCAUUUUAUAUAGUCUGUUCAUGUUUGGUUCUCUAUUUCCCAUUCCACUUACUGCAAGUCUAGGAAUGGAAAAUCCUUUCUUGACUUCAAGUGUCCAUGCAUAUGAAAAUCAUUGGGGUGGGGUUUGUUCAGGCUCUCUGCCUGGCUCUAAUGUUUCAUCUUUCAUUUGAGAUGUGCGUGUUCGGGCCUCAAUGUGGGUAAACAUGUGGGUUUUGGUGCCCAAGGAUAGUCAUCCAUGUAACAAAAUAAAAUCAGUAACAUCCCAACUAAUGUUGACGUGACGGUUGGAAGAGGCGAUAGGUGUUGACACCAUCCUUACAUAAUUCUGCUAUCCUCAUGAUUCCCAGUGGCUAGUAAUGGUUAUCUUUGAAUUUUGUGGUUUGGUUCCAUUGUGCAGAUUUCCAGUACCAACACACUGUUCAUUGCAUUUGUGCCACGUAUGAUCGGGGGUCACGAGGGAAGUACUAGAAAGAUACAAGUAUGCUUGGGAGAAUAUCUUUGAGUAAAAUCAGGGACUCUAGGAAGUGAAGCUAUCUGAAGUAAAACUAGGAAGAAAAAUCAAUAUAUUCCUGUUGUUGUACUCAAGAAAAUUUGUAACUCUAUAUACAGAGUUGUAGUUAAUCCAAAUCAAGAUUAAUAAACCGUAAAUGUCAACAGUAUGAUAAGAGGGUUCAAUUUGUAAGAUACCUAUUUAAUUAAGUGUAAUGUGUUUAAGCUUGUCUGAAAACAGACAUGAAGCAAUGUUGUAAAGACUAUUGCACCAGUUGCUCAUAAAAUAAAUUUGCCAGGAAAUUGAGAGAAACUGUCCUUUUGUAGGGCAUCUUAUAGUUUCCCUAAGCAGUUCUGCAAUAGCACAUGAUUUUAACUAAGUUUUACUUUUGUAUAGCUAUAAAUAUCAUCUAUGAUUUACACCUAUUACUUCAUGUUAAGCCUUGAGAUUCGGGUUUCCUAUGAUCUACAGUGCAAAGACCAGAUUCAUGCUGAUUCCAGUAUGAUUAACCUUUAUUAAGUCACUUGAACCUGUACAAUCUGUGCAGUAUGCCAGGCUGUUUAGUUACUUGGCUUCACUUCAGAAUAGGUUCUAAAAUCUUACUGCAGUAAUUCUACAUGAAGCUAUUUUUCAGUGGUAUAAAGUCAGAGAUCGUGUAACUGCAGCUUCAGAAUAAUGAGUAAGAAACCUUUUAGCACAACUCUGAUCUUCAAUUAUACAUUUCCCUAUAUGUAGUGUUUAAGUGUGUAUAAGGACUUGAAAUACAUCAAUUAUUUAUUUGUUAGCUAUGACCCAGUGCCACAAUAGUACGAUUGCAGUAUUAUUACAGGUUUACAAUAUUAACUACAAAGAGGGUAUUAAGAUCAAUGAGAAGUAUUGUUUGAAACAAUUAGUUACAUGUCCUGGAGAUUAAAAUACCUCUUAAACUUUUUAUUUCAUUGUAUUACACUGACCCAUGCUGACCAAAAUAAUCUUGAAGUUUAUGCCUGAAUUAUUUUGUCACUAAUAGACUGUAGUGUGUAGAUGUGCUGAGCUGGGUUGGUCUAAAGUUCAAAUAAGCUGCUAACAAGCAGCUGUUUUAUGGAAAAUACCCACAUAAAUUAAGUGCCAGAUGACUGAAGCAUUUUAGAUUCCCAUGGCUGUGUGUGAGUUGCAACUUUUGAGAUUUCAUGGGUUAAUAGGAAAAUCGCACAAUAUGUAGAGUUCAGAUUGUUAAGAACAACUUGAUUCAUAAAGUGCUAAGUAGCAAGCUCAGCACAACAAAAUAGUACUCUGAUUUUGCCAAAAUGUCUUCCAUGCAUUACAAAACAUGUAGAUUAAUUAGUUGUAAGUUAAUUCAAAAUAUGCCAGUUUUAAUGAAUUUAAAUUUCCUGAAACAGUGUCCUGAAUGUUGAGGCCUUUGUACAUGACAGUGUAAUAUAGAAAAAACAUUUCUACUUGAAAUGUUGAUAUCCCUCAGCAACUUCUCCAGCUCCUCUCACUUUUUUCAAAAUAAGAGUGUACCAUGGGCACUCACAUGGGCCCCAGCAAUUCCUGCCUUUUUGUCACUAUAUUGUCGAUUGCAUUGGUGCCGUUUCCUGCACUCAUGCUCUCUUUAGAAAUCUACUGACUCUUACUCUUGACUCUAUCUCUUCGCAUCCUGUCAUUCGUAAAAAUUCUAUUCCCUUCACUCAGUUUCUCGGUCUCCACCACACCAGUUCUCAGGAUGAGGCUUUCCAUUCGACAACAUCUGAGAUGUCAUUUUUUUCAAAGAAUGUGUUUUCCCCUUCCACCACCAUCAAUGCUGCUUUCGCCUGCAUCUCUUCCAUUUCUUUUACACCCAUCCUUCUGCCAUCAUAACAAGGAUAGAGUUCCCCCUGUUGUUGUCUUCCACACUAAGAGCAUCUGUAUCCAGCACAUCAUUUUCCAUAUUUUCCACCAUUUCCAACAGGAUCCUACCACAGAGCACAUCUUUCCUGCCUUCCCUUGCUCUAUGUGACUCAUGUCCACUCAUCCCACUUGACCCUACACCACCUCCCUCGCCAACACUCAGAACCGCAGAAGUCCUUCCAGGUCAGGCGCCACUUUACCUGUGAGUCUUUUGGGGUCAUCUGUUGUAUCAGGUGCACCCAGUCUGGCGGCCUCUACAUCGGCAACACCUGAUGUGGAUUUGUCAAGCACCUUUGCUCUGUCUGUCAUAAAAGGCAGGAUCUCCCAGUGGUCACCCAUUUCAUUUCAACUUUCCAUUCCCAUUCUGACAUGUCUUUCCAUGACUUAAUGCCGUGAUGAAGCCAUGCUCAGGUUAGAGGAGUAACGCCUCAUACUCUGUCUGGGUAGCCUCCAACCUGAUGAUAUGAACAUCAAUUUUUCCAACUUCCAGUCUUCCCAACUUCUUGCCUCUACUCUAUUUCUAUUCCCCAUUCUGGUACCCUCUCACCCCUUCUCACCACCCAUCACCUCCCUCUGGCUCCCAUCCUUCCCCUUCUUCCAUGGUCCAGUGUCCUCUCCUAUCAAAUUCAUACCUAUCCCCUUCCAGCUUUAACUUCUCCUACCUUCCCCCUAACUUGGUCUCAGCAAUCACUUGCCAGCUUGUACUCCUGCCUUUCCAGUCUUGAUGAAAAAUCUCAGACUGUGUGUGUGUGUCUCUAAAUCUCCAGCACCUUCAGAAUCCCUUGUAUUUCUGUUUCUACUUGGUAAUUUUCAGAAGACUUCCGUGAACAAACAACUAUCUGUUACAUUUUAUAAAGAAAAAAUCAAUUUCUUGGCAACAGCCAACUACUCAAGUCAAAGUGACAUCUUAAUUCAAAGAUAUUUGUGCUUUGGAAUCCUCAAGUGACCCUCGCUCUGGCUAAUCUAACCCUCAAGGUGGUUGGAUUAGCCAAACUAAAAAAUGUCUAAUUAAAAAUAAACAGCAGGUGGGAAAUGUAAAAGAGAAGUAAAAUCAUGCAUAUUGCUACGCACAUCUGACAGUACUCUGAAGGAGACAGGAUAUAACAAUUUGUGGGAAGUAAGGCUGGUCAGCUGCUGGCUCUAAAGUCUUUACUUAGUGCUGUUUUCUUUAAUGUUAAUAGCAGAGAUUUAUGGAAUUCUAUAUGGUCUCCAAAGACCUGAAAUGUGUACUCUAUUAUCAGUCUCAAAUCCUUUGGAAGACCUGGUAUAGAUUAAGCAGCUUACAUGAUGAUUUUAUCCAGAGUUUGAAGCUCAUUAUGCCUUUACUGGAUAAAUUAUGUGAUGUGAAAGGUCAGAAAUCUUUUUGUUCACAAAGUACAAGAAGCAGCAGCUUCGGUGGAUAAAGCCUUGAUAAUUCAGAACCUGAGGAAGAAUUUUUUUAGCCUGAGGUUGGUGAAUCUGUGAAAUCUAUUGCUGCAGAUGGCUGUGGAGACCAAGUUAUUGGGUAUACUUAAAGCAGAGGUUGAUAGGUUCUUGUUAAUCAGGGUGUCAAAGGUUACAAGGAGAAUAGGUUUGAGAGAUUAAUAAAUUAGCCGCAAUGGAAUGGUGAAGCAGGCUUGAUUGGCCAAAUGGCCUAAUUCUGUCCCAUGUCUUAUGGAGUUUUUUUCUGCAUACCUAUUAUAGAAAUUCUAAGUUAUUGCAGUUUUCAUUCCUCAGAAUAAAAAUGUUGAAGCAAUAGUGAAUACUGUAUAAUUCCACUAAAAUGUUGUAAGAGGAUGCAAAAGCAAUGCAGUGUUUUAAAGUAUGAAUGAUGGAACAAAAUAAUUAGACACAAUUUCCAAAGAUUGAAACGUAUAAAAUGAAGAGAGCCCAGGUGUCAAAUGAAAUGUGAUACAAAACUAUUUUACAGAAAUGUUACAAGACUGUACAUUCUCUGCCAGAGUUUAUUCAAGCAGGAAGCAAAUCAGUGCUUUAGAAUAGAUAUAAAUGUUCAAAUAAAGGAAUAAGGAAUACUGUAGUUAAAACACAUGACGUGAAUACCAUUGUUUAUCUCUCUCACAGAUUCUGUGAGAAAUUAAUUACUGAUGAACUAUUUCAAAUACAGUUUAAAUUAUCAUGUAAUGUAUAUGUCAUCAAAUCUGUAUUAAAUACAGAGUACCAUAUACAUCGGCGGAAGAAUACAUUGGGUUUCAUGUUUCCUUAAUAAAUGCAAAUGGAAAGUCCACAGUGAACAAGCAGUCUGCUUCUCCACAGAAAAUAAAUUUGCCUCAUUGACAGCACAUCUUUAAACAUGGUAUAUAGUUACCCAAUCUGUGUAAUUCUAAACUAUGAAUUCCAGUAUUGGAACAUGAUACAAUUGAAUACAAGAACUACUUUGUGGAUGACUGUUAAGAGCAGAUUGAAACUUGCAAAUUUCAGUGGUAGGUGAAUACUAGGAAAUGAUUGUCAGGAAUCACUCUGUGGUAAGUUGGUUGAAAACUGAGCUCUUGCAGCAGAGGAAGCCCAUCAACUCAUUGUGUCAGUACCAACUUUGGAAAUAUUCAGUUAGUCUCAUUCCCCUAUUUUCCUCAUUUUUCAGAUGUGUUUAUUAUUCUUAGAAAUUUAAUAAUGCAUCUGCUUCUAUCUUAAAGCAAUGUACAUAAAAGCCUAGCUACAUAAAAUUGUAUUUGGAUCAAGCAUUUACUUGAGAGCUUGUUGAAAAGAUAAUGGCUCUACUGUUCAAUCUAUGGUUACUGAAAUUUUUCUUUCUCAGCUUGUACUGUAUGUUGACUCCAAGCAGAGACAGAUGGAUGUUCAACAAGCUUUACAAGGCUGCACUUUUCUCUUUGGUUCAUCUGUAUUUUAUGUUGUUGCUCUGCAUUUUGUUUUUUAAACACAAUAGCUUACUAUAAUGUCCACAGAUAAUUGCUUGUAACUUGAUAUUUAUGUUGCCAAACUUAAAUAAAGUGACAGUUGCAUCUUCAAA
Messenger RNA from Hypanus sabinus (Atlantic stingray), 16060 nucleotides. Its product is annotated as ankyrin repeat domain-containing protein SOWAHA. Gene Ontology annotation, molecular function: protein binding. The record is from RefSeq and is a predicted model, not a curated record. Bases 1757 to 2749 code for a protein of 330 amino acids. NCBI's taxonomy places the organism in Eukaryota, Metazoa, Chordata, Chondrichthyes, Myliobatiformes, Dasyatidae. The transcript is spliced from 11 exons.